This is a messenger RNA of Rhea pennata, 2948 nucleotides long. It is a transcript of the gene BFAR, whose product is annotated as bifunctional apoptosis regulator. The record is from RefSeq and is a predicted model, not a curated record. Bases 437 to 1786 code for a protein of 449 amino acids. The transcript is spliced from 8 exons. Gene Ontology annotation, biological process: proteasome-mediated ubiquitin-dependent protein catabolic process. Lineage: Eukaryota; Metazoa; Chordata; Aves; Rheiformes; Rheidae. Gene Ontology annotation, molecular function: ubiquitin protein ligase activity; protein binding.
GGCCCUGCCUCGCCCCGGGGGCUGCGGGCCGCCCGACAGGCCCCGCGCCUCGCCUCGGUGGCAGCGCGGCCGGGAGAAGGCGAGCGGCCGGGAGGAAGGAAGCGAAAGCGGGAAAGAAGAGGCACUAGCGACCCUCCUACUUCUGCCUGUUCCCUUGCUGGGUGUGGAGAUUGAGUGGUGAAAUGCUGUUGCACCCGCAGGCGUUCUGUUGCCUCUGUCUUCCAGGAAAACUGGAAGAAUGUUCUCAGGUGCAAAACCUUCUUUUUAUUUCUCCUAAGUAAUGUUUCAGGUUUGUCUUCCAGCAAGCCAACAAUUUUUGCUUCCCUGGAAAAAGAAAUGUUUGUAAGCAGUUCGAGGACCUUAGUUGCACUAUUGAAAUAAUGACUUACCAAAUAAUCUAAGACAGCUUUAUGUUUGAGUAAGGCAUAAAAGGAAAAUGGAAGAAGAUGAGACUUUACAAGGUGAACUGGAGAUGGCAAAAGUUAAUACACGUGCUUCUCCUGAAAUCAGUCGCCGGAUAUCAGUUAGUGAGUUCCUUUGUCAUUGCUGUUACGACAUUCUGGUCAAUCCCACCACCUUGAACUGUGGGCACAGUUUCUGUAGACAUUGCCUAGCAUUGUGGUGGGUAUCCUCCAAGAAGAAUGAAUGUCCAGAAUGCAGAGAAAAAUGGGAAGGAUUCCCUAAAGUCAACAUCCUCCUCAGGGAUGUUAUUGAAAAGCUAUUUUCUGAUGCCAUUGAACAAAGAAAAGAAGAUAUUCAACAAAACAGUGAUGUAGCACGCAGUUUAGCAACCUUCCAAAAAUAUGGGAAUGACCAGAUUCCUACAGCUCCAAACAUAAGAAGAAUUAAUCCUCGAGGAGGAGGAUUUUUUUCAGGCGUUCUGACAGCUUUGACUUGUGUAGCAGUAGUUCUGCUUGGGUAUCACUGGAGUAGCAGAGAAUUUGAAGAUGAUCUUCUUGUCCAAAAGCCUGUUGCUAAAUGGACUGCUGAAGAAGUGAUCCUUUGGCUAGAACAGCUAGGCCCAUGGGCGUCACAUUAUAAAGAGAAAUUUUUGCAUGAGAAAGUGAAUGGAAGGCUACUUCUAACACUGACAGAGGAAGAUUUCACAAAAGAGCCUUACAAUAUAGAGAACAAUAAUCAUAGAAAAGCUAUUAUGAUGGAAUUGGAAUGUGUCAAAACUUUAGGGGUUAAACCACCACAGAACCUUUGGGAAUAUAAGGCAGUAAAUCCUGGAAAAUCACUCUUUCUUCUAUAUGCGCUGAAGAGUUCUCCAAGACUCAGUAUGUUAUACCUGUAUUUGUUUGAUUAUGCAGAAACUUUCCUACCUUUCAUCCACACAAUUUGUCCUAUACAAGAAGAUGGAUAUGAAGAUAUUGUCACAAAACUACUAGACCUUAAAGAUCCUACUUGGAAACAGUGGAGAGAAUUCAUUGUAAAGUAUUUAUUUUUGCCAUACCAAUUGAUAGCUGAAUUUGCUUGGGACUGGUUGGAGGUGCACUACUGGACAUCAAGAUUUAUAAUUGUAAAUGCCAUGCUGCUCUCUGUUCUGGAAUUAUUCUCUUUUUGGAGGCUGUGGUCAAGAAGAGAAUUGAAGACUAUUCCUCACAGAAUGUGGAGACAUUUCUGGAAAGUCUCAACCCAGGGUCUUUUUGUUGCUAUUUUUUGGCCUUUUAUUCCUCAGUUUGUCUGCAAUUGUUUGUUUUACUGGGCCUUGUACUUUAACCCAAUUAUAAAUAUUGAUCUCGUGGUUAAAGAAGUGAGGCGUCUGGAAACACAAGUGCAAUGACUGGCGUUGGAUCUAUUGGGUUGUUUAAUUUCUGAAAACUGGUAUUUGAUUGAAACUUUGCUUUUCUUUAUAUAUGUGGUAGUGAAAGUCAUGUAUUACGUUAACUUAAACGUGCAAAAAAGCCCUAAGGUAAGUUACUUUUAAGCCAGCUCGACUCAAAGCUAGAGAUGGGCUUUAUCUAAAAUGAACUUUCUAUUAAAAAAAAAAAAUUCAUGUGUGAAUUAGCUUUUAAAAAUUUGUACUGUUGUGUCCAAAUUUUGAUAAACAAAAUCAAACUCCUCUAUUCUGUCUUGUGAUAUCUGGUUAUUUUCAAGCUUGCUGGGGAAAGCCUUAAAGCCAUUGUCUUCUGAACAGCAACGGUGAUUCUAUAAGUUAGUAUUUCAUACCAGCAGUGUGUUGCUCAGAACUUAAGUUUGCCAAAGGAAUGCUGUUCCUGGAUAGGCUUGAUAAUUGAAAGUACUUCAGGGUUUUCAGUCGGCUUUAAAUGUGAAGUUCUGACAGUCAAAUAUACAAAUCUCACAGUAGCAUUGUUUUAAAAAUUUCCCUAUUGAAGGCAAAGAGUGCUUGAGGGUUAUUUUGGAAAAUGUGGCAGUUGCCAUUCAAAACUUUCUUUGCUCAGGUCAGUUAGACUUCAUCAAUAGCUUGUUUAAUGCUGUCUUCUUAAAAGUACUAAUUCUCAAAAUAAAUUCAGGGUUAUCCCUUAAAAGGAUUAUUUUGGAAAAGUGACCUGACAUUGUAAUUAUGCCUUAAUGUAAUAAAAUAUGUGCAUCUAAAUCUGUGAUUAAAUAUUGAUUGAAAAUUUAUUUUGUAUAAACAGGAUUGCCAUUUGAUAAUGUAUGGUUUUUGACUGAAGCAAAGUUGACUUUUUUUUUUUUAACGCCAUGUCUCCUUACAUUGUCUUUGUAUUUUUUUUAUUUGUAUCAUUAAAAUGAACUUCUUAUUUGCCUAUCAAUAUUUUUAAAGAUUAAAGAUCUCUUUUAAAUCAUAGUCCUUCUUUCUAAAGAAGUUUUAUUUAAAUUUUUGUAUUGGAAUACUUGCUACUAGCUUUGGCUUGUGUAAAUUCGUUAUCUGGCCAUCUGGCUUUAAGUGAGUUCAGGGGAGUUAAAACAUUCUCAGUUCUUAAACUUUAAAAUUAUCAGUAAUAAAGUGUUUUAUUCAGCAA